Molecule: messenger RNA, 3948 nt
Organism: Portunus trituberculatus (swimming crab)
Lineage: Eukaryota; Metazoa; Arthropoda; Malacostraca; Decapoda; Portunidae
Gene: Letm1
Product: mitochondrial proton/calcium exchanger protein-like
Exons: 12
Coding region: 88-2709 (873 amino acids)
Biological process (GO): intracellular monoatomic cation homeostasis
Cellular component (GO): mitochondrial inner membrane
Molecular function (GO): ribosome binding; calcium ion binding
Source: RefSeq, a predicted model, not a curated record
CUCUGAAAAAGACCAUCUGGCAACUUUUAGAUAGGUCAGUUCCCAAUUCUCGGCUCUCAGUGAUAUGUGAACCUUUGUGUAAGGAGGAUGUGUGCUGCCUCCUGCAUGUCGGUGGCCCUUCAGGGUGCCACCAGGCCCUCCAGAUAUGGAGUUCGUGGCCUGUGUGUGUACAGCCUGGAGGUGGCUGCACUGAGGCGGUCAUGGCACAGUGCCAGCAGUGUGGUGCUGUGCCAGUCUGUCACCAGUGUGUGUGGUGGAGGCAAAGCCUGUGGCUGGAUUACAAGAGGGCCGGGCCAGCACCAUGGCCACUGCUACACUGCAUCCCCAGCCCUGCGAGUGUCAUACACCACCGUCUAUGUCCCCGCCUACCGAAGCUUCCACACCUCGGUCAGGCUGUGGGAGAAGGAGUUCUCCCCACAGGCGGCCUCCAGCACCACCUCACAGAAGAUGGUCCCGCCACCUGAAAGUGAAAGGAACUCAAAUGUUAAAGUCAAAGAGAAGGAAACCCUCAAACCUUCCUCACAGGUGGAAGUUACUGUGAAGGACCUCAAAGAAAAGGCCAAAGCUGCUGGCUCUCCAAUAGUUCAGGACAAAAAGUUAGUGAGACCAAGAAAAACACUAGGUGAGAGAAUAAAAGAUGAAAUAUUACAUUACUACCAUGGAUUCAGGUUACUCUUCAUUGACACCAAGAUCUGCUGCAAGUAUGUGUGGCGCAUCGUCAACGGCGAAAACCUCUCCAGGAGGGAACACCGCCAGUUGGUGAGGACGACAAGUGAUCUCUUCCGCCUGGUGCCAUUCUCAGUGUUUGUGAUUGUGCCCUUCAUGGAGUUCCUGCUGCCCGUGGCCCUCAAGCUCUUCCCAGGAAUGCUGCCCUCUACCUUUGAGACUGCCAAUGAAAAGGAAGCAAAAAUGAAGAAGAAAUUAAAGAUGAAGCUGGAGAUGGCAAAAUUCCUGCAGCAGACGUUGGACAGCAUGGCAGUGGAGGCAAAAGGUCGCAGCUCAGAGAGAGCCAAGGAGUUUGUUUCCUUCUUUGAAAAGAUCACUAAAUCUGGAGAACAAGUCAGCAAUGAGGAAAUUUUGAAGUUCAGCAAGUUGUUUGAAGAUGAAAUUACGCUAGACUCCAUGACAAGACCACAAUUGGUUGCUCUUUGCCGACUACUGGAGAUGCAACCCUUUGGUACCAAUAAUUUCCUGAGGUUUCAACUAAGACUCAAGUUGAGAUCGUUAGCAGCUGAUGAUAAGAUCAUUGAAAGAGAAGGACUGGAUUCCUUAGCAGUAUGGGAACUUCAGCAAGCCUGUCGUGCCAGGGGCAUGAGAGCUUAUGGUCUGUCAGAAGAGCGACUCCGCCUGCAGCUAACUCAGUGGCUGGAGUUGAGUUUGCAAGAAAAGGUGCCUCCAUCAUUGCUCUUGCUGUCUCGCACGCUUUACCUCCCAGAAACCGUGAGAGCCUCCGACACCUUGGCUGCCACAAUCUCUUCUCUUCCAGAAGAGGUCGCGACACGGACGAAGGCUGCCAUUGGUAAGCGUGAGGGCAAGAUCGACAACUUGACUCGGCUGGAAGUCAUUCAAGCUGAAGAAAGGAAAAUUGCAGAGGACAAAGAGGAACUGAAAAUAUUGGAAGAGGAGAAGAAACAGAAACUUGCCAUAAAGAAGGCAGCAGAGGAAGCACUUAAAGCUACAGAAGAGACACCACCAGAGGUAAUUCCAUCUGAGGUGGAGAUGGCCCAACUCUCUCUUUCUACCAACAAAAUCUUAACGGAAGGUGUUCAGGUCACUAAAGCCACAGUGUCUGCUUCAGGGGAGAUCCAGCAGGAAGCGAAGGCUGAAGAGCUGAUUGACAAAGCUCCCACGCUCAAGGAUAAAGCUGAGGUUCUUUCUGAAGAGAUGCCAAAGCCUUCCCCAGAACCUGCAGUCUCCACAGAACAGGCAAUGCUUACCAGUGAGGACCUGAGAGAUGUAGAAGAAGCCAUUGAGAAUUUGGGUGUAGAGAAAAGGAAGCUGAUCAUUGAAGAACAGGAGAUGGCCGAGCUGAAGAGCGAGUUGGCAGACUACCAGGAGGACAUUGAGGACUUCAGAAAGGCCCUUACACAAGCUAAAAUAGACAAGAAGCAACUCCGUGUGAGUAAAGCUGCCGGUCGACUGUUUGUGCGAGUGAACAAGAUGAUCAACAGGAUGGAGCCUCUGCUGGAUCGUCUCGGCAAGGAAAAGGCAUACCGGCAGAAGAUUGUGGAUGCAGGUGAAGCGAAGGACAAAACCAAGGCAGAACUUGUCAGCCUGCAGGACUUGUCGCAGCAUCUGAACUACAUCUGCCAUGCGUCUGACACCUCAAAAGUUGCCCUCAUCCAUGAUGUGUUGGCCAAGAUGGACUUUGACAAGGAUGGUGCAGUGGAAGUGGAACACGUAUUACAUGUUUUGAACCUUAUGAUAGACGAGCAAGUCGGUGUGACGCCAAAACUGUUUGAGGAAGUUGUUGAGAUGUUGGCAAAGGAGGACCAGUUGGAGUCUGCCCAGGUGAUCCAGCAUGCUCUCAACACCACCAUAACUGAUGCUCAGAACAAACACUCCCAGGCAGAUACAACCUUUGAUAUUCCUGAGAGCAGUUCAAGUAACAAGACUCCACGUGCCACAAGUGAACAGUGCGACAAAAAUGCAUCAGUGGAAGGAAGUGAAAACACAGAGACAGAAAAGCAAGCAAAGCGCAGUCAAUGAUAUAAGGAUAUGGACUGAUUACUAUAGAGCUUGUAAAAUAUAUCAUCCUGGUGUUUUAGAAUAUAGGAAUGAGAUAUAUAUGUAUAUAAAUAUAUGUUGUUAUUAUGCUCCUGUAGAAAUUAUUUUUGAGAACAUUUACGUUUGUUACAAGUGUUGAAUGAUUUGUAAAAAGGAAAAAAACCUUGUGGAACUCUUAUACUAUAUAGAUAGUUAAGUGAAAUUAUACAGUAACAAGAUCACAUUAAGUAUUUUGUUGUACUCUGAUGGUCAGUAACUGAAUAUACAAAGUAAUGCAUUUGGCAAUUUAUAGUUAUUACAACGGAAUGACAAACUAUGUGAUGCAACUGUAUACUGAAACUUUCUUUCUUAUGGCUAACUCCAUUGUUAGUUUUACUUUGACACAAGAUCUAUUAAUUUAUUUUUCAAUAGGGAACAAUGCUAGCUAGAAGUAACAUACAUGAGGCUCUACAGACAAGUGGUAUAAGACUAUAGGAGACGAUCCUGUUCACAAGUAGCAGCUUUGACUCUUUCUUACCUCACAUGUUGACAAAGAUUCUCACUCUUCCAAGGCUUCACUGGAAAGAGAAAGACAAGUUUUAAAUUUACGAUGUAACAAGUGUGAGUAUUGCUUAUGCCACCUUCCAGUAGGUCUAAAUGCUAUAUACUCCACCACAGCAAGUCUGGCACAGUAAUGCUGCCACCUGAGGACACAAACACUGUCAUCACAUAUACUGUUGGUGGGCAAUGUUCUCACCCAGUGAUUGGCCAAGUACAUAUUCACAUUUUUCUUUUCAAAUAUGUGGCAACUCAUUAUAUACUAUUCCAUCCAAAACCAUUCAGUUAUCUAUUAUGUGCAUAACAAUGUGUUCAAGUAUAAUCUGAUGUCUUUUCAGUAAAACAAGUAAAAUGUAAGGACAGUUUGCCACACAUUCAAAUGUUGCUCAAUCAACAUGAGUGUAUUACCCAGCAGCAGUGUUACCCUGUUUACCUUCAGGUGGUGUAAUUAAUGUGCAACUUGAGGCUUGGUGUGAUGAGUAUAGAAUGUUUGGUAAACUACACCAGUUUACCACAAAUCACCACAGCCAAAAGGUUCAGGUUUAGAAGUGCAUUUGCUGCAUAAAGUGAUCCUAUUCCUAACCACACCACAUUGUCACAUGCAUUAUGUGAGGGAAAAACUUUCAUUUCCAUUAAAAAUUUUCUCAAGACAUUAAAUUUAAAAAUAUAUCAACUACUACUUAA